Molecule: messenger RNA, 1972 nt
Organism: Clupea harengus (Atlantic herring)
Lineage: Eukaryota; Metazoa; Chordata; Actinopteri; Clupeiformes; Clupeidae
Gene: stard14
Product: START domain containing 14
Molecular function (GO): lipid binding
Source: RefSeq, a predicted model, not a curated record
GCUAACCUUCUGACUAGUUCAGGUAGAAUGCUAAUACCGCAUUGUCACGGACUUAGACAGGAUUUUUUUGUGUGAUUGAACUUUAAUUUAUGUGAAAUCCGGCAUGUAGGUCUAUUAUAUAAUUGUCUCGUUUUUGCAUCAUAGGCUUCACUUCAACAUUUGCCAACACGACGCACACCUGUAUCCUACAAUGGCCGGAAGUUGCCUACCAUAAGGAGCUGAUAGGUCAGUGUGGUUGGCAGGUGUGGAAUUCAUAACAAAAAUCCAGUCGAGCUUCAUUUUUACAUUGAGGACUAUAUUAAGCGUACCGGGUGUGUUUUUGUUUGAGGAGAGAAUCGUCUUGUAGCAGUGAUCAGCUUGUUUAGAAAAAUCAAACUACAGCUAAGCAGGAGUUGUAAUCGAUUGCCUCAACAUUCGAGAACGCGGACUGUCUGGAAUCAUGUCUCAGUGUGAGGAUAUUUUGCCAGACGACAAAGUUUUUUCUGACUUUAGAAAACAGUGUCUGUCUGUGGACAACUGGCACACAAAGUAUGAUAAAAAUGGAAUGGAAGUAUGGGUUGAGUCACAGCCUACUACACCGUCACAUGGGAGUAAGAAUAAGCAUCCAAAAGUUCACAAAAUCAAGUGCAGAAUGACAAUAAAAGACGUGUCGGCGGAGACGAUGUACGACGUUCUCCAUGACGGUCAAUAUCGCAAGAAGUGGGACCCCAGUGUGCUGGAAAGCUUUGACGUUGCACGAUUAUCCGCCAACGCCGAUGUAGGCUACUACUCCUGGCUUUGUCCAAAGCCACUGAAGAACAGGGAUGUGGUUACCCUACGUUCCUGGCAGGUGAAUGAUGUGGAGUAUAUGAUCGUUAACUACUCCGUCAAACACCCGAAACACCCUCCACGUAAAGACGUGGUGAGAGCAGUCUCUAUUCUAACUGGUUACCUGAUUGUGUCAACUGGACCAAACAGCUGCUUGUUCACAUACCUUUCCCAAGCUGACCCCAAAGGCUCUCUCCCUAAGUGGGUGGUGAACAAAGCGUCUCAAGUUUUGGCCCCCAAAGUUCUGAGAUGUGUGCACAAGGCGGGACAAAACUACCCAGAAUGGAAAGGACAGAACUCCCCCAAUCACAAGCCCUGGCUCAAUCCUGAACAGAGUGACCUGCCAAUGAUGGACGCCCGAGAGCUGUCCAUUCAGCGGGCAGACUCACUGGAGAAUGUAGAUGAGAGCUCCUCAAGAGAUGUGCUGGAGAACGACGCUGAAGACAGCAACUAAAUGUACGUGUGUUAAGGGGGACUAGACUUACAAAUGGACAGACGCCUAUGGACUGGAGUCUUGAUUUCCCCCCAUGUCGAAUGUCCUCGCAUGAAGACUGCAGCCUGACUCAUAACCUUUUACUGCUGUGAGUUCUCACCUUUGCACACUCUCCAUGGCCGUCUCUGCUGAAGGAAUGUCACGCUUGCAGCAGAUUAGUGCUUAAGUGCUGAUAGAAACUGUUCUUCAGGUUUACCUGCUUCUUCGGAUGAAGUGUUUCCUUUGUAUUUAUGUCACAACCGCUCCAGAAUGACCUGUGUGCAUUGCACACGGAUUCUGCUAGAAGAUUCUGGCAGUAUGGUUUAAUUGCCUCAAGAGUUCCUGUCACUGUACAGUGGACCAUGUGAACUUACAGAGUUGAUGAAACCCUCUAAUUACUGAUCCUGUAUUUUUAUAGUAAAAAAAUGAAGGUUUUAAUGAUGCUUUUAGUGGCCAUGUGGUAUUGGACUCACCCGUAAGGGUGAUUGUUAUAUAAUUAUCUACCUUGAACGUAAGGUACAACAUAACCUUUUGAAACUUUAAUUUUUCUUUUUCUUUAUGGGGUUGUUAUAACACAUCUGAUAUAAUGAAUCUUGGGGUAUGAUACCACACAUGUAGUUGAAGAGAAAGUAGGAUGCACAACUGUACUCAUGUGUAAUAUUUAUAAACAUUUUAUAAAAGUGUUGUGAACGA